Messenger RNA from Monoraphidium neglectum, 3249 nucleotides. RefSeq names its product histone deacetylase 6/10. Lineage: Eukaryota; Viridiplantae; Chlorophyta; Chlorophyceae; Sphaeropleales; Selenastraceae. Gene Ontology annotation, molecular function: histone deacetylase activity. The record is from RefSeq and is a predicted model, not a curated record. The transcript is spliced from 7 exons. Bases 1 to 3249 code for a protein of 1082 amino acids. Gene Ontology annotation, cellular component: histone deacetylase complex. Gene Ontology annotation, biological process: chromatin organization.
AUGCUCAUGGAUUGCCCAGAGGUUGAGUCGGAUCCGUUUGGCUCCAUAACCGCCUCUGGGCAGUUCCUCAGGCGACAGAUCUCUGAUCCCAACGGCCUCGACCAGCAGCUGGGCCUGCCGGCCAGCUGGGAGCCCUCAACAGGGGAGCAGCUGCAGGCACUCAUCACGGAUAUGGAAGGGCCCCCGCAUGUGUCGCCCGCGUCUGCCGCCCACCAGCCCACGGCGACGUACCCUGCAGCCUAUCGGCAGGCGCUCGCGGCCGACGAAGAAGCCGCGGCAGCUGCGCGGCCGCCGCCGCAGCAGCAUGCGCAGCAGCAACAGCGCGCGCGGCCGCUCAACCUCCGCUCUUUCUCUUUCCCGGGUGGCGGUUUCGGCGGCGCGGGCCCGGACGGCGGCGCUUCUGGCAGCGACGGCCACCCAGGGGGCCCUGUGGGCGACCGCGAACCGCGGAUGGUCCCCGUCGAGGCGGCCGGCGACGCGCGGCUUCCGAACUCCAACCACGGCCCCAACGCCAACGGCUAUGCGGGGACGCCCGGCGGCGCGUCCGCCCCAGGGGCAAGCCCCGAGCACCAGCGCCAUGCCGGCCUGCACCGCACCAUCCCCACAGCGCCCCGGCAGUACAGAGGGUCUGUCGGCACCGCCAUCGGCCGCGGCGGCGGCGCCGCCGCUGCCGCCUCGCAGGCGGCCGCGGCCGCGGCAGUGGCCGCGAUGGUUGAAUCCAUGGGGCGCGAGCAGCGUGAGCGCGCGCAGCAGCGCGAGGCGGCGGCCGCGGCGACGGCGCAGCAGCAGCGCCGCGCGGCAGCGGACGGCUUACUCGACGCCCUGCUUUCGCCGGGCGCAGAGCAGCGGGAGGGGCGGCAGGAGGAGGAGCAGCAGCUGCAGUUGCUGCUGUCGGAGCGGCCUCAGCAGCCGGCCGGGCCGUUGGCACGCCUGGGCUCGCUGCAGCUUGCCGCGUCGCCGCCUUCAAUGGCGGAGCAGCAGCAGCAUCGGCAGCAGCAGCAGCAGCAGCAGCAGCAGCAGCAGCAGCAGCAGCAGCAGCAGCAGCAGCAGCAGCAGCGACUGACUUCUCAUGACGCUGGCGCCCUGUCGCCGACGGCUCUAGACGAUCUCGCACAGUUCUCAGCCACCGGCCCCCUAAGCCCAAAGCACUUUGGCGUCCGCAACGGCGACCGCGACAACGGCAGCGGCAGCGGGGGCGGCAGCGGCAGCGGCGGCGGCGGCGGCGCGGCAGGGGCCGGCGGCGACGGCGGGCUCAGCAGCAUCGGUUUGCUGGAGCUGCCGCCGCUGCCGGAUGACGCGGGUGCUGAGUUGCUGUUGGCAGACGCUGCCGGCAUGGGGCGCCUGCACAGCCUCGACACGGGCAGCUGGGGGCGCCUGCCGAAUUUCGAAGCAGCGUCCGACGCGGCAGGGGCAGGGCCGGCGACAGACUGGCCGGAGCCUCGGGAAGGCGUGCAGCCACAGCAGCAGCACUACGAGCAGCUGCAGCGGCAGCUGGAGGGUCUCAAGCAGCAGCAGCAGCAGCAGCAGCAGCAGCAGCAGCAGCAGCAGCAGCAGCAGCAGCAGCAGAGGGAUGCAGCAGCCCCGUCCUCCCUAGCGCGCGGCCUGCGGCAGGCGCAGCAGCAGCAACAAGGUCUGCUGCAGCAACUGCAGCGGCAGCAGCUGGGGCAGGCGGCGGCGGCAGCGGCGGCGGCCGGUGCGGCGGCCGCGCAGGAGGCGCGUUGGCAGGGCCAGGUCGAAGCUGGGGAUGUUGAUGCUGACAUGGAGUUGGAGGGCGCCGCUUUGGAGCAGCAGCAACCGCAGUUUGGCUCAGAGUUUGGGCAGCAGCAGCAGCAGCAGCAGCAGCAGGAACAAAAGCAGCAGGCGCUGUCGCAGUCGCAGCACCAGCAGCAGUGGCACCCACAGCAGCAGCAGCAGCAGCAGCAGCAGCAGCAGCAGCAGCAGCAGCAGCAGCAGCAGCAGCAGCAGCAGCAGCAGCAGCAGCACCAAGCGCAGCGCCAGGAAUCUUUCACAUCCCCUCCGCGUGCCUCGCGCCAGUGGUCCGGCGGCAGCGGCCUCCUGCUGCCCUCCUCAGCCGGCAACAGCGGCGCCGCCGCCGCCGCCUCCGGCGCCGACAGCGACGGCACAACUCAGUACUGCCUGAACUGCACGUCAGCGCUGUUCGGGCCGCGCUGCGACGGCUGCGGGCACGCGAGCGCCGACGAUGUAGCGCUUCUGCAGGGGCGGCUGCCGCCGCUGGGCGGGGCCGCGGCGGCGGGGGCGCGGCAGGUGUCGUCCCGCGCCGCCUCCUCGCCUUCCGCGCCGCUCCUGGCGUACGACCCGCGCCUGCUGCAGCACCGCGCCCUCCGCUCGCGCUCGCACCCGGAGCGCCCCGAGCGCACGUCCGCCGUGAUGGCGCGCCUGUCGGCGGCCGGCCUCGCGGACAGGUGCCGCCAGGUCGCGUGCCGGCCGGCGACGCGGGAGGAGCUGCUGGCGGUCCAUCAGGAGGCGCUGCUGGCGGAAGUCGAGUCCGGCAGCGCGCGGCUCGGCGCGGCAGGCGCCGCGGCCGCCAGCAUCAACCACGGCUUCGAGGCGGGCCUGCCCCACGUGCUCGACUGCUACAUGUCGGCCUCCACCUUCUCAUGCGCUGCCCUGGCCGCCGGCAGCGCCGCGGACGUCGCGGCCGCUGUCGCGCGCGGCGACGCGCCCGGCGGGGCUGCGAUCAUCCGGCCGCCGGGGCACCACGCGGAGAGCAACCUAUCCAUGGGGUUCUGCCUCAUCAACAACGCGGCGGUCGCGGCGCGCGCGGCGCAGCGCGCGGGGGCGGAGCGCGUGCUGAUCCUGGACUGGGAUGUCCACCACGGCAACGGCACCCAGGAGAUAUUCGAGUCCGAUGACUCAGUCAUGUACAUGUCACUCCACAGGCACGACGCCGGCAACUUCUUCCCGGGCACAGGCGCCGCCGCCGACGCCGGCGCCGGCGCCGGCGAGGGGUUCUCCCUGAAUAUACCCUGGGACGGCCCCGGCGCCGGCGACGCGGAUUACAUCGCAGCCUUUGCCCGCGUCCUCAUCCCUGUCGCCUACGAAUUCGCGCCCGACCUGCUCAUAGUGUCCGCUGGCUUCGACGCUGCGGAGGGCGACCCCCUGGGCGGCUGCCACGUCACGCCGGCGUGCUUUGGCCACCUGACGGCGCUGCUGCUGCCGGUGGCGCCGCUGGUGCUACUACUUGAGGCUGCCGCCCGGCCGCCCUCGGUUCGACGUGGUUUUGAGUAA